CUGAUACAAUUUUUAGAGAUGAUGCAAAAAAGGUUUUAUUUUCUUUAGGCUUUUUCUGAGGCUUUCAUCUCCAUCCAGGAGGGGGCAAAGUAUCAGUCAAUCAGCAGGUUGUGUGUGUCUCUGAAAACGGGCUGUUGAAAAAAAGAGGACUUGAACAAAGCAGCCUGUCUGCAGUUGCAGUUUGCAUUCCUGAGCUGUGAGGAUUGCCUUCUAGUUAAUCCCUUUAUAGUCUCUGUGAGUGGUGUUGGGGUUGGUUUGUUCCCUUUUUCUUUCUGAAGCUGAGGUAUCUUGUUUUUCCAGGUUUUGUUCCUUGUUCAGUUGCGCUCCAUAUCUCUCUCUUAUUUCUGCACACACAUCCUUGAUUUCCUUAUUUCACAUGCAGAAUAAGCAGAUUUGUUGGCUUGCUGACUUAAAACUGAUUUUAAUUCCAAACAGGAAAUGUGAACAUUAAUUGCUUCGCAAUUAAUAUUUGUUCUGUGGUGUUGGCUCAAGGCGCUGGAAAAUUCAGUGGAAUUUCUGUGGAAUUGUGCAUUUUCUUCACAAAUAUUUCUGUAGGUUCCAGCAGGUGUUCAUUAGAAGUUGCCUCAUCUAGCUUGCUCUGGGACUUUUUAACCUGUGGAUUGCUUGCACGUCCAUGUGAUAAAUUAUUUCUGUUCUUGUAUUUCUGAAAGAAGUGGGUAGCUGAUCUGUUCUCAGAUGAUGGGCUCCACAACCUCCUUAGCCAUCAGGGAAACAAAGAGUUACAGCAAUGUCAGCUUUUCCUCUCCACCUCCUUUGACUGCAGAUGGGCUGGCUCCAGCUUCGAGCAGCAUGGCAAAGGUGAAAUGAGAGAAGCCUGGUGUGCAUGGUGGGGAGAGCAACUACGCUAUUCUGGGUUAGGUUUAAGAAAUAAGAUUCAUUUCAGACUCUGUUAUUAGGUUUGUGAGAAGGUGUUUGUCAAGUCAUCAUGAUACAGGCUCUCCCCUCCAGCCAGGUUUCUGUGUACAGCAUACCAGCUCCACCAGCUCCUGAGCAGACUGCAGGGCAGGAAAGUCCGCACAUUCACUACUGCCUGUCCUACCAAGAAGACUUGUGUCAGAAGUACCAUUUCUUCAAAUGGAUGAGGUUGUGUUUCUGGAGAAGAUGGCUUCUAGGAAUACUGCCUAUAUUUUCUUUAAUAGUUACAGUAAUUGUGCUAGUCCUGCACUAUUCAUUCCCUCCAGCUUUCUCGUUUGUUUAUAUUGGUGGAAGUGUAGAAAUUCCUAAUAUGACUUAUACAAAUGAUCUCAAUGAUCCAAAGUCACAGAAAUUCCUCCUACAAGCAGAAGCAAUCCAAAAUUAUCUUGCAGAAUCAUAUGAGUCUUCCUUCUUGGGAAGGUACUACUUGAAGUCUGUAGUGGCUGCUUUCAGUGAAGCAGAGUCUGGACUUAGAGCUUACUACUGGAAUAUGUUCUGGGCACCACAAGAUAUGGUUGCUUCUCUUAAAAAAUUAACUCCAGUGAUACAAAAAGAAAUCAGUAAUAAACAAGCAGCUCAUACUUUCAGUUCUUCUGGGGAGGAAGAUUUUGAUCUCAUUACAAUGGAGCUUUUUGUUUCAGAUUCCACAGAAUACGAUGUGAUGCUAAAAUCAGUAUCCUUUGACCUGUAUGCCAAGCCAGGUAACAACAGGACUCUAACUCUGAUGAAUCCCAAAAAGUCUUUUUAUCAAUGGAGGCUGCGAGUUCCUUCCAACUAUGUGGUGAGACUGGUAGUUAUCACGUUCCAUGGUGUCACUCCAGAGAGCUGUGCAUCACACCACUUAUCAGCAUAUGAUUUCCUUCUUCCUCUGCAGAACAAGAUCAUUACAAGAUGGUGUGGACCUGGGGCCUGGACUACUCCUGUUGUACGUUUAACUUCGUCAAGUAACGUAAUGUUGCUUACCUUCUCACUAGACCGAAGAGAAGAAAGCAACCUAUUAAAAGCUCACUUUCAAGCUGUUCCUAAAAUCAUGUGUGGUGGUCAUUAUAUUUCCUGGAAUGGAACACUGAGUUCCCCUUAUUACCCAAGCUACUACCCGCCAAACAUUGACUGCAGCUGGAUCAUCAGAGCACCAUCACCUGGCUACAAACUCUCAUUAAAAAUUAUCAUAAUGCAAAUUCAAGAGAAGUCUCCAGGAUCCAGUAAAUGUGAUAAAGACUGGUUAGAAAUUGAUGGGGUUAGAUACUGUAAAGCUCUUUCAGAAAACAACAGAAACAAAGAAUAUGGCUAUUCUGUCACAAUCAACUUCCAUUCCGAUGAACUGGUCACCCACAGAGGGUUUUAUAUUGAAUACAAAGCCUUCAGUCACACCGAUCGUUGUAAUCCAGAACAGUUGAACUGUGGUGACGGGAAGUGUAAGCAUCAGUAUAAGACUUGUAAAGAUGAUGACAGCUGUGAGGAGGACAGUGAUGAAAACAACUGUGCCUACAAAAGCUGCUCCCCUUAUGCAUACAAAUGCCUCAAUGGAAAAUGCUUGCUGAAACCAAAUCCUGAGUGUGAUGGGAAAAGAGACUGUGCGGAUGGAUCUGACGAAAUGAACUGUGCUUGUGGAAGACACCAGCUUAAGAAAAACAGAAUUGUUGGAGGUGAGGAUGCAAGAUCUGGAAAGUGGCCUUGGCAAGCAAGUUUACAGAUGGGAGCACGUGGCCAUGUAUGUGGCGCAUCUGUUAUUUCCAAUAGGUGGCUCAUAUCUGCUGCCCAUUGCUUCCUGGAUUCUGAUUCUGUGAGAUACUCGGUUCCUUCAGGAUGGAGAGCAUAUAUGGGCUUACAUACUAUUAAUGAAAAGAGUAACCGUGUAGCUGUGAGAUCAAUCAAAAGGAUUAUUGUUCACCCACAGUAUGACCAAUCUAUCUCAGACUAUGAUAUUGCCCUGUUGGAAAUGGAGACACCUGUAUUCUUCAGUGAGCUGGUACAGCCCAUUUGUUUACCCAGCACCUCUAGAAUAUUUGUUUAUGGAACUAUCUGCUAUAUAACUGGCUGGGGAGCCAUGAAAGAAAAUAGUCAUCUUGCCAAAACACUGCAGGAAGCUCGAGUGAGAAUAAUUAACCGAAGUGUCUGCAACAAGCUGUAUGAUGAUCUUAUCACUGCACGUAUGCUGUGUGCUGGGAAUCUUAAUGGUGGUGUUGAUGCAUGCCAGGGAGAUUCUGGAGGUCCCUUGGCCUGCACAGGAAAGGGAAAUAGAUGGUACCUUGCUGGCAUUGUGAGCUGGGGUGAAGGAUGUGCUCGGCGCAAUCGUCCUGGUGUAUAUACUAAGGUGACGCCACUUUAUGACUGGAUUCGUCAGAAGACAAACUGAUGUACUAAGGAGAAAAUGCAGAUUCCACAGUAGUCCAUCAUGCCCAUCUCUGAUGAUUUAACAUGAAAAUGCCAUGGACUGUUUCCUCAUGAAAUAAUGAAAUUUCUUAAUGAAGAAACUCUCAUUUGUUUUUCACCUAGCAGAGACAGCCCAGAUUCAGAGCAACUUCUGAUGCCUUAUGGAUUCACCUUCCUCAUCCUCAGCAGCAAAACAAGCACUGCUUUUAAAAGCAAAAUAAAAUGGAUUAGAACCUGUAACAAAAUUGCAGCCAAAUACUUCUUUUGCAAAUCUUCUUCCCUCUUUCCAUCUCCCUUGCUAUCCAUAUAUGUUUCCGCACCCACGUAUCUGGAUAUUCAUGGCCACAUCCCAUAAAUACUCAACUCAUAUAUAUUACCUUAGUGAUGUUACAGGAUUCUAAAUAUAAAUAAUUAUUUAGUGUUUCUUAAAAAUACAAAUACUAUAACCAGUAUAGUGUAUAAAGUUGAGAUUUAUUCAUUCUCUAGUUAUGUUGCCACCGCACAACUGUUAGUUUCUGGGCUGUAACUAUAGGGCUGUCUCUUGUAUUUUCCUAAAAACAUCAGAGACAUAGCUCACAAAUGCUAGGAUGCAAUAAAUAUUUAUUAAAGAACUGAAAGAGCAUCGUUUAGGUUCUUUGGGAUGAUGUUAAAUAAGAGGAAAGAAACACAAUUAAUUUAACAAAAGGAAAUGUUGAUGCUUCUUACAUUCUUUUUACAAUUUGAACACAGCUGUAGUGUCUGAUGUUUGCACUAUGUUUCAAGGAUAUUUUCCAAGCUCUGGUUCUGGCAAGCUUUGUGAAUUUUAGCACGGUCCUUGUGGGUUUGCAUUGCUUUUCCUGAUGUCCUUGGUCUGCAGCAAGCAGAAUUUCAGGGUCAGGAUUUUAAUUUUGUAUCUUCUCCUGGAUUGUGCCCACAUGGCUACACUGAAAAGGACAUAAAUGGCAAAGGGAUUUAUGUGGUUGGAUCCAUUCUUGGGCCCAAAGAAAGUAGGAAAGAAAAUUGCAGCCACAUUUUCUUAAUUCUAGCAGUAAAUCAAACUUUGAUAAUUACAAUUUUCUGAUGAGCCAACAGAGCAAAUCUAGCUGAUUUGAGGUUUCUAACACUGUUUAUGGGACUUAGAAUGCUGGUAUUCAGUUUAAUAAAAGAUUCGUCUCAGUGGUUUUGAGAACAUUUUUUACUACUUUAAAGUAGUAAAAAAAAAAUAUUAAUAUCAGCCAUUGCUGUCUACACAGCACUCUUUCAUUCUACAGUAAGUAAAUAUGUGAUCCUUGAUGGUGCUUUAGACCCACCUUGGCAGCGUGUAGGGAAAACACUGGAAUCAGCUAGCACUGUAAUCUGCCUACAGUGAGAUUCCUGCAUCUAACACUGAUCUGGCUUCUCUUUCAUUUUUUUCCUUCUUUCCUUGCAUUAGUGUUGGGUAUUCCCUACCCACUUUCCCCCACCUCACUUUCCCCCACCUCAGUCUCCCCCACCCCACUCACUCUCCCUGAUGCUUGUGUCAAACUUACUGUAUAAGCUAUAGUCAAAGCCCAUGUUUUAGAGGGUUUAAUAUCUUUAACGGCUAGUCAGUCAUUCACAUAUUCCUUUUUAAUAAACACAUGCAAAAAUGCAA
Molecule: messenger RNA, 4921 nt
Organism: Columba livia (rock pigeon)
Lineage: Eukaryota; Metazoa; Chordata; Aves; Columbiformes; Columbidae
Product: suppressor of tumorigenicity 14 protein
Exons: 17
Coding region: 947-3292 (781 amino acids)
Biological process (GO): proteolysis
Molecular function (GO): serine-type endopeptidase activity; protein binding
Source: RefSeq, a predicted model, not a curated record